This is a messenger RNA of Daldinia vernicosa, 1303 nucleotides long. Its product is annotated as NAD(P)-binding protein. Gene Ontology annotation, molecular function: oxidoreductase activity. The coding region runs from base 1 to 822 and encodes 273 amino acids. The record is from RefSeq and is a predicted model, not a curated record. The transcript is spliced from 4 exons. Lineage: Eukaryota; Fungi; Ascomycota; Sordariomycetes; Xylariales; Hypoxylaceae.
AUGAAUAUCGAUGGAUAUGCGCUCGUGAUUGGUGGAGGCGGUGGGAUAGGUAGAGCAUGUGCGUUAGGCUUCACUAAAGAAGGAGCCGCAGGUGUUAUGGUAGCCGAUAUCGAUCUCGCGGCCGCGAUAUGUAGUGCAACCGAUUGCAAGCGUAAAUCCGCUCGUAUGGAUUUUCGGGUGCAGGCAGCCCAUAUCGAUGUCACAGUCGAGGAGUCAGUCAAACGAGUCAUAGCCUCCACGGUGAAGGCAUUUGGGAGGGUUGAUUAUUGCGUCAAUAGUGCUGGUAUUGGUGUCGAAAAUGCAAGUGAGAUGGCUGAAGCCAACGUCGCGGAAUUUAGCCGCUUUCAGACCAUCAAUGUCACCGGAACCUUUCUCGUUACACGCGAUGUAUCAGCCAUCAUGAAGAUGCAAGAGCCAAAACCGGCGGAUGCAGCUUACCCGGAGCGGGGAAUGAUCCGUGGGGCCAUCGUCAAUAUAGGAUCGUUGGCUUCGUUUGUAGCACAGCCAGGAAUGGUGCAAUACACAGCUUCGAAGCACGCAGUCUUAGGGCUGACCAAGAACGCGGCACUUGAUAAUGCAACACAUGGGAUUCGGGUCAACUGUGUGUGUCCAUCGUGGGUUGAUACGCCAAUGGUCCGGCGGGCCAUUGAGCAAGUAUCCGGGCUUGAGCAGACGAUUAAGACACUGGUGCCGUUCGGGCGCGUCGCUCGUCCUGAGGAAGUAGCCGAUGCAGUUAUUUUCUUGUGUAGCCCAAGGUCAAGUUAUGUGACGGGCUGCAGUCUGGUUAUUGACGGGGGCACUGCUCUGCGAGGCAUGUUGUAGAUGAUUUGCAAUGGUUGGUGGGAUAGCAGGAUCAUAGUGGCUCGUUAUUUGAUUAAGGCAUACCUACCUAAGCUGAUGCGUAUACUACCACCUUAGGUACCUAUCAGCGUAACAUUUAUGGGGAAGUAUUUCGCAAAAAAUGUGAUACUCCGACUGUCGACUUUGCUUGUUUCACGAAAGAGGCUCAAGGUUAAUCCUGACUUCCAGUUAUUGAAGCCUUUGGGGAAGGGGUGUGAUUAUCCAGUCGAUAGAUAUCGUUACUGUUACUCGAAGAUAGUCUAUGAUUACGGACCUUCUCUGUCAUUAUAGACAUAUAUCUUAAACUACCCAGAAGUCACAAAAUGAUAAAAUAUUCAUGCACAACUACCUCUUAUAUCUUAUCAUUUGAAAAUAAGUAACUAACUUAUAAGGUUAUCAUUAUUCGAACAUGGAGUCCUCUGGAAAACCGACAGCUGAAACUACUGCUAACAUCAACACCAAC